This is a messenger RNA of Chilo suppressalis (striped riceborer), 1644 nucleotides long. The record is from the annotation of a GenBank genome assembly. Lineage: Eukaryota; Metazoa; Arthropoda; Insecta; Lepidoptera; Crambidae.
UUCUCCUUAGUCACCACCAACAUGUCACAACAUCUUUAAUUUUCGCAUGUAAUAUCAAAACCUAAUUACAGAACUGCAGUAAAACAUAAAUUCCUUACUUCAGUAACAAAAAAUUAUUAGCGAGAAACACUCACCUACGCCUUCAAAUAGCGUAUUGAAAAUAAUAGAGUACAAUGAAAAAAAACAUGAAAGAAUUCGAAUAUGAUUUCGAAAAAGCGUUCCGCAUUACAACAAAAGCCCUCCACUUAAAUCGAGCCCAUCCUUUUAUUGAGAGGAAUCUAUUUUGGUGCUUUCAAUUUCUGCUUAUAUUGACGCUGUCAGUGAUGACUUUUGUAUUCACUUUCAACUCCCUGUUAUUUUACGAUAUUCCAGCAGGUGAAAUCGCAGAAGCAAGCAAGAAUGGCACAAUGGCAAUCGUGUCCCUUACCAUCACUUUUAAAUAUACGUUUUUACUUUACAAUCAAAACUACAUCAAACGCUACAUUGCCAUCAUAAAUAAGGACUAUGAACUGUCAAAGGGUUUCGUUGCUGAAGAGAGGGCCAUUGUUAUAGACUAUUCGAGAAAAGGAGCAAAGGUUUCUCUAUAUUGGCUGGUUGCGACAACUGCUACAAGCAUUUUGUUCCCCGUAAAAGCUUUAGUCCAAAUGGUUUACUAUCAUUGGGAAGAUGAAUUCAGAUUCGUUCCAAUGUUUGAUAUGAGGUAUCCGACUACAAUAGAAAUAAUGAAAAAUGUACCGGCAAUGUUUUGUCUGCUAUUCCUAUUGUGCCUAAUGUUUGACGUUUAUGCUACCACUAUGUACGUAGGUUUUGACCCCUUGGUUCCAAUAUUCUUAACGCACAUCUGUGGUCAGCUGGACAUCCUGAGCCAGAGGAUCAUGGAUAUAUUCUCGGACGAAUCGAAUUUAAACAGUCAAGAAGUGAAUUAUAAAUUGAAAUGUAUUAAUGUAACAUUACAAGAUCAAUACAACAUGAUAAAAGAAAUAAAAAGCAAGUUUACAUUUUUAUAUGAGUUUACUAUGAAAACUACCACUAUUCUGCUACCACUGUCGAUGUUCCAAAUAGUUGAGGUAAAUUCACAUUCAGUCAUUGAUCGCAAUUCUUCUGUAGAUGACUAUGUUCUCCGUGUUUACCUCUGUUAACCAUGGAAUUUAUAUAUCCAACGGUAGUUAGUUAGAUACCUAUAUAACUUCCUUUUUUAAAACGUAUAAAUAACAAAAGAAUAGUAGAUGCGGCAUUGGGGUUUCAAUAAGCAACCUCCAGUAAAAGUUAAGAAUAAUCUGGUUCCGUUACUAAACAACAGUUUUUCUUAUUGUCUUAAUAAUAAAUAUUUAUGCAACAAAUCUGUAUAACAACUGUUACUAAGGCAAAGGAACCAAAUUAUUCUUACCCUUAAAUAAAUGAUAAGCCUCAUCAAUUGGUAAUAUUGAAUAUAAAAGUUUAUUUAAGUUGUAAUAAGUUUAUUACAAUUGAUGUUUAAAAAAUUAAACUAAAACAGAUUAUUUAAAAUAUAUGUAAAAGUGUCUGAAAUAACUAUACGGUAUAAUCUAAUAUAUAAAAUUCUCGUGUCAUGGUGUGCAUAAUUGAACUACUCCGAAACGGCAUGCAUAUUCAGUAAGUUUGAGAAUAGAACAACAUCUAUUUUUC